CGGGGUGAGGAAAUCCGCGCACACUUAUUUUGUCGCAUGUUUGGUGACGUCCAGUAAUCGACUGGCUGUGAAGUCUCCGGGGCCGAGGCCUAAAGACUUUUUUUUUUUUAUUUUUGCAAACGCCCGCUGUUAAACUUGUGUGUGGAUGCCCGGAUUUUGGAGCCCGUUUUGACCGGGUGUGAACCGAUGAAGCACUUUACCCUGUGAUCGACGCAGAAACGGUCGGAAACGUUAGCCAGCUAGUUGAGGCUACCGCUAACUGCCAGCGAGGAAGUGAGGAACGAAAAAAAAAAAAAUGACAUCUCGGAGGUGGUUUCAUCCCAACAUCACAGGUGUGGAGGCUGAAAACCUCCUGCUGACUCGUGGAGUGGAUGGGAGCUUUUUGGCCAGACCCAGCAAGAGUAAUCCCGGAGACUUCACCCUCUCAGUACGGCGAAAUGGAGCUGUCACCCAUAUUAAGAUCCAGAACACAGGAGACUACUAUGACCUUUACGGUGGGGAGAAGUUUGCCACUCUUGCAGAGCUGGUGCAGUAUUACAUGGAACAUCAUGGGCAACUGAAGGAGAAAAAUGGAGAUGUUAUUGAGCUCAAGUAUCCACUCAACUGUGCUGAUCCCACCUCAGAAAGAUGGUUCCACGGACACUUGUCGGGCAGAGAGGCCGAGAAGCUGCUGACGGAGAAAGGGAAGAAUGGCAGCUUCCUGGUGAGGGAGAGCCAGAGCCAUCCAGGGGAUUUUGUCCUGUCAGUCCGUACAGGAGAUGACAAGACGGACAGCAGUGAUAGCAAACCCAAAGUCACUCAUGUCAUGAUCCGCUGCCAGCAUGACCUGAAGUACGACGUGGGCGGAGGCGAGAAGUUUGACUCUCUCACCGACUUGGUAGAGCACUACAAAAAGAACCCCAUGGUGGAAACUCUGGGCACCGUGCUUCAGCUAAAACAGCCCCUGAACACUACUCGUAUUAACGCAGCAGAGAUUGAAAGUCGAGUUAGGGAGCUGAGCAAACUAGCGGAGGCCACAGACAAGGUCAAACAAGGCUUCUGGGAAGAAUUUGAGACCUUGCAGCAACAAGAGUGCAAGCUGCUGUACAGUCGCAAAGAGGGCCAGAGGGCAGAGAACAAAAACAAGAACAGAUACAAGAACAUUCUGCCUUUCGACCACACGCGCGUGGUGCUGAAUGACGGGGACCUCAAUGAGCCGGGCUCUGACUACAUCAACGCCAAUAUCAUCAUGGUAGUAUCCGCUGUCAUGCCGGAGCUGGACCCAAAGUGUAACAGUACCAAGGUGAAGAAGAGCUACAUUGCCACUCAGGGCUGUCUGCAGAACACCAUCAGUGACUUCUGGAGGAUGGUGUUUCAGGAAAACUCUCGAGUCAUCGUCAUGACCACAAAAGAGGUGGAGAGAGGAAAGAGUAAGUGUGUGAAGUACUGGCCCGACGUUUCGGCUCUGAAGGAGUACGGCGCCAUGCGCGUUCGCAAUGUCAGAGAGACGGCUGCACACGACUACAUCUUAAGAGAGCUCAAACUGUCCAAAGUUGGGCAGGGCAACACAGAACGUACAGUUUGGCAGUACCACUUCAGGGCCUGGCCGGACCACGGAGUCCCCACUGACCCAGGCGGUGUCCUCGACUUCUUAGAGGAAGUCAACCUGAAACAGGAGAGCAUACUGGACGCCGGGCCUAUAGCGGUACACUGCAGUGCGGGGAUCGGCCGGACAGGAACGUUUAUAGUGAUCGACAUCCUGAUAGAUGUGAUCAGAGAAAAAGGGGUGGACUGCGACAUUGACGUACCAAAGACCAUCCAGAUGGUUCGUUCUCAGCGCUCUGGGAUGGUGCAGACAGAGGCGCAGUACAGAUUCAUCUACAUGGCCGUACAGCAUUACAUAGAAACACUGCAGAGACGCAUAGAGGAAGAACAGAAAAGUAAGAUAAAAGGGCGCGAGUACACCAACAUUAAGUACUCCUUGUCUGACCUGACCGGAGGAGAGCAGAGCCCUUUGCCUCCUUGCACUCCUAUUCCUACUCCCACCUGCACAGAGAUGAGGGAGGACAGCUCCCGAGUGUAUGAGAACGUGGGCCUGAUGCAGCAGCAGAAGACCUACAGAUGAGAUUCACCUUUGACCCCAGUGCUCUGUCAGUUCCAGGAUCUUGAUACCUGACAGUUUAUUUGCCAGCCACACCUUGACGCCUGAGACUUGACCGUAAUGACAUGGAACAAUGGAAAAAACAAAAACACACACACACACACACACACACACACAUAUACAUACACACACACACACACACACAAAAUCAAAAACGAGAGAGAGAAACCAGACACCAGGGUCGUCCUCCUCCUCUCGCUCAUUUUACAUGAACAUUUGCCCUCUAGUUGUUUUCUAAACCACUGUGAUCAUCAGAAGAGCCUUUGAGAAGCCUAACGCGCUGAAUCCCCAACUGAACCGCAGACCACAGUUUGGGUUUAGCCUUUGUAAAUCUCACCCCGACAAGGGCUGCGAGCAGCGAUCACUGUCCUCAGAGGGAAAACACCUAGCUAACCUUUGCUCAUCUCUCAUUUUUCUAGGUUUCCUUUUUUUUCUUUUUCUUUCUUUUUAAAUUAACCAAAGGAAAGUUAUGUAGGUUAUGUUGUGUAGAUGGAAGUGAGGGGAGUUUCCUGAGUAAGGUCUGUGCCAAAACCACAAACGAUUUUAUCCACAUUUCACAGCCAAUUAAAAGUCUCUAUUCGGCCUGAUAAGCCGGCAAAGCAGUGGGAGACGAGACCUUAUUUGUGGACAAUAGUGGGGCAAAAUUCCCAGCGAUUAUUGUCUAGUUUUCACUGUGUUAUAUAGCGUAAUGUUUCUGAAUGAUGAAGUAUUGGCAUUGUAGUGUAAUAUCAUAUUUACAGUUGACCUGUUGAUUCGUAAUCCACUGACUUCUAAACAUGAACUUUUUUUAUUGUUUUUUUGUUUUUGUUUUUGUGUGUGCCAGAACCGCCUUGAAGAGAAAUGUAAAUUCAGGCUGUUCGGAGUGUGAAUUAACCUUUUUUUUAUUUUCUAGUUCACAUGGGUUUAAUAUGCUUCUGUUGGGAAACAGUGUCUGUUAGUUAACCAUUCCUGAGCUCAAGCCGAAUGUCCUUAAUGCUGCACUUUUACUUAGCAGCAUAACAGUUACAGUCAAGCCUUGAUUCACCUGGUGGAUUUAUGAAUAAUCUAAUCUGGGGUUAGUACAGGGGGUUUUUUUUGGGGGGGGAAGGGGGGCACAAGUUUGAUUUUUGCCCCCCUUCAAGCCUGCACUUCUAUGUCAAAGUCAGUGUGAUGACGUAUUAAUAUUUCAGGGGAGUCUGUUGUGUAUCUCAGUUGCAGGCAUCGCCACAGAUGCACGGCUGCCGAAUCAAAAAAACUUUGUUUUUUAAGUUUUUUUUGUUUUGUUUGUUUUUUAAAGUGCAUAUUACUUUUUUUUCAUUCUUUCUUGUUCUUUUUUCAAGAAAAAAGCCUUUUGUGUACCAUUGCCUAUUUUGAGCACCACAUGUACUUAAGUUUAAGAGUCACUGUUUUAAAAAGCAAUCACACAUCUCUCAGCUUUGGCACUAUAGAUGGUCAUUGUUGUGGUUAUAGAUUGUUGGGCCUGUGAUAGUCAGCUGGAUUCAGUAUUUAAUACACACACACACACACACACACACACUCGCACACACACUCGCACAUGCACACACAAGUAUACAAGUUCCAAUAGGAGAGUAUUUUCUUGUUUUCUGUUAAUGUUAAUCAAACCAUUUAAAGGAAGACUCUAACAUCUUGGGAAUUUCACUCACACACCGAUCUCGUGUCUGAGCGCUAAAUAUGAAGCCGGCUAGCGGCUGGUUAGCUUAGCAUAAAGACUGAGAAAAAGAGGGGAAAACGGCUAUCCUGGCUCCGUCCAAAUGGGGACAGCAGGACUCUAGGAACUCUUCAUAAAAACACAACUCGAUGUUUUCAUAUUUCUGUUUUUUUUACGGAUUAAAGGAGCGAGAUAUAACGCAUUAAUUAGUGAGCUUUAGGGGUGGUGGUAAACAGAAAAAAAAAAAAGCCUCUAGAGGAUCGAUACCACUCUCAUGUUGUUUUUU
Messenger RNA from Xiphias gladius (swordfish), 4074 nucleotides. RefSeq names its product protein tyrosine phosphatase non-receptor type 11a (gene ptpn11a). The record is from RefSeq and is a predicted model, not a curated record. NCBI's taxonomy places the organism in Eukaryota, Metazoa, Chordata, Actinopteri, Istiophoriformes, Xiphiidae. Gene Ontology annotation, molecular function: protein tyrosine phosphatase activity. The transcript is spliced from 16 exons. Bases 296 to 2104 code for a protein of 602 amino acids. Gene Ontology annotation, biological process: protein dephosphorylation.